Molecule: messenger RNA, 1152 nt
Organism: Mytilus trossulus (common blue mussel)
Lineage: Eukaryota; Metazoa; Mollusca; Bivalvia; Mytilida; Mytilidae
Product: dopamine beta-hydroxylase-like
Exons: 8
Coding region: 88-1152 (354 amino acids)
Biological process (GO): dopamine catabolic process; octopamine biosynthetic process; norepinephrine biosynthetic process
Cellular component (GO): secretory granule membrane
Molecular function (GO): copper ion binding; dopamine beta-monooxygenase activity
Source: RefSeq, a predicted model, not a curated record
GGAUUUUUCGGUCCAUUUACUAACCCUUUUUAAAACUAGAUUGAAUAUAAAUUUAAAAAAUUUAGUCAACGGCCAGAUGAAUACUGAAUGACUAGUAUAAUGAGGAUUGAAACAUUACUCAAAACUCUUUUCUGUGUCGGUAUUGCAACUGCCUAUCCUAAAUUUAAAGAUAUCCUUCCGAAUGGUAACGAAGUACCACAUCCAUGUAAGGCGAACUACUUGUGGCAUGGUGUAGGUCACAACAAUCCACUUGGAGGUGGAAGUAGAAACCAGUUUGGUUUGGAUUUUAAAACAGCGGGAUUGUCAUGGACACCUGAAUUAUGUAGAAAAGAUUCUGAUGGAGACGGACGAACAAAUGGCGAAGAACUUGGAGAUCCUAAAUGUGUCUGGAAAGAAGGAAGUUUACCAUCACGUUUAUCAAAUAUAACACACCCAGGAGUGUGUACCUUAUCAGAUGGGUCUGUAUGCGAUGCUGAUAAGGGAUGGGUAGAUUGUGAAGUGGAAGAUGGACUGAAAAACUGCGAUGUUUUGAAAGAACCAGAGACAUUAAAUAGAACCAUUCGCUUUCCUGAGACAGCAGUGCCAGCUGAAGAAACAACGUAUUCCUGUAUGAUCUUCAAUCUUCCUUCUGACCAAGAUUAUCAUCUGAUGGCAUAUGAACCUUACAUAGAUAAUGAAAUGGUCAUGCAUCAUAUAAUAAUUUACGGAUGUGAUCCGAAUGAGGACCCAGUGCCAGACGAACAGCUUAACACAGUUACCAAAUGUGGCAUGAGCGCAGCUAGUAACUGUAAUCAAAUGAUCGGACUAUGGGCGGUUGGAUUUACUGGGUAUUGUUUAGAUGGACCAAUGGGAUUCCGUAUUGGUCAAAGUGGAUUCAAACAGGCCGCAUUAGAGUUUCACUGGAACAAUCCGCAGUUAGUUUCCAACUGGAAAGAUUCAUCGGGAGUCACUCUUUAUUAUACUCCAAAACUCCGAGAUAAUGAUGCUGGUAUUAUGAUGACUGGUCAGACAGACCUUGAAAUUCCACCAGGACAACAGAGUUACACAGUAGUAGGGAAAUGCCAUUCAGAAUGUUCCAGGAAAUUAAUACAAGCACCAAUUAACAUAUUUUGGGCUACAAACCAUAUGCAUUAUCUAGUCAAAAUGCGUUGA